This is a messenger RNA of Diaporthe amygdali, 405 nucleotides long. RefSeq lists its product as uncharacterized. Lineage: Eukaryota; Fungi; Ascomycota; Sordariomycetes; Diaporthales; Diaporthaceae. The transcript has a single exon. The record is from RefSeq and is a predicted model, not a curated record. Bases 1 to 405 code for a protein of 134 amino acids.
AUGCUCAUAUCAGCAGCGGCGGCAGCUAUGACAAUGCCUCAACUGGAGACUAUGGAAUUAUGGAACGGACGAGCAGGUUUAGCAGCUCUCUUCAAGUACCAGUCAAGGUACGCUGCUUUAACCUGGAGAGGCACAUGGGAUUUCACUCUGCGACCUCGCAUUAUCCAGGCCUGGGAAGGCGUUGCACAAAAACAUGGCUCCAAAGGCCUUGUUGUACACAAGGAACUGCUCGACUGUCGCUUUGAUAUCAAAUCUCAUGGUGAUGCAAUCCACUAUUUGAGGCUUUCAAAGCCGGUGGUUCGGCCUAUUUCGUUGCAGCAGAUCCGUACGGAGCACAACGUUCACAGCGUCUGGGAGGAAAUGCGAAAAAUAAGGGUGCAGCAGGAGGAACUGCAGAGCGUAUAG